Molecule: messenger RNA, 5444 nt
Organism: Thermothielavioides terrestris NRRL 8126
Lineage: Eukaryota; Fungi; Ascomycota; Sordariomycetes; Sordariales; Chaetomiaceae
Exons: 3
Coding region: 1-5223 (1740 amino acids)
Biological process (GO): barbed-end actin filament capping; actin filament bundle assembly; mitotic actomyosin contractile ring assembly
Cellular component (GO): cell division site; mating projection tip
Molecular function (GO): actin binding; small GTPase binding
Source: RefSeq, a predicted model, not a curated record
AUGUCAUCCUACGACAAGUCCCGCGCCUCCUCUGGCGGGAAGGCCACAUCGUUCUUCCAUCGGUCCAAAAACAAAACCGACAAGCGGAGCACGGCCGACGACGGCCGCAACCUGUCAGCCGACACCGACGCCGCCAGUUCUGUGAACUCGCGCCAUUCACGCCACCAACGAGACUCGUCCGUCGUAUCAAUAGACCGUCCCAGCUCCGCAGAGUCAGGCAUCAACAUGAUGGCCGGCGUCAUGACCACCAUUCCGUACGACGCCGUCGCCGCGGACGGGCGCUCGCCUGUUCCUGUCGAUUACCUCCCCAAAGGCGAUCAGAUAGUCUAUCGAAGAGAGCCGCUGCCGCACCAGCUGAACAAGGCAACAAACGACUUCCACCAGUAUCCGAGCUUUGACCCAUCCACCGUGCGUCCAUCAAGUCCCUACCUCUCUGGCCCGCGCCCCCCACCCGCAGGGUCCAACAUCACAAUGGCGUCGACCGGCCGCCAGGCCCAGUACCAACAAUGGGGCCCCCCGAGAGAGAGCAGCCUGUCUGGAUCCUACAAUUCCCGGUACAAUUCAUAUGUGACGUCCGGGGGGCGCAGUUCAGGAGACAACUCGAGCAUCAUGUCAGGUAAUGGAGGAUCCUACUUUGACCCGGCCGCAGCCCAUCGCUCAUCCAAAGUAGCACUGCCUAGUGCCUCGUCUCAGUCCUCGUACUUGUCACCCCACUCGCCCAGGGAGAACCGCCUCACCAAAUUCCCUUCUGCGUACCAGACGAGCGAGGGCUUCUAUUUCCCGAAGCCCGACGACGACAACGUGAUCGAGCAGAUGUUCCUGGAGCUCAUGCAAAAGCGAGGAUGGAAUAACCUCCCGGACCAAGCCAAGCGGCAGAUGAUGGCGUAUCCGUCGACCAAAAAAUGGACUCUGAUCCACCAGGAUCGCCUCACGGAGUGGCAGGGCGAACAGAAGCGCAGGCAGACCGCCAAGAUUGGCCAAUACGGCAAUGUGGACCUCGCCCACCUACCGGACGAGGAGGGCAGCCCCGAAUGGUAUGUGCGCAAGGUUAUGGAGAACGCGCUCGACAGCAAACUUCUGGGGAGUUUGGAGGUCAACCUACGGACGCAGCAAAUCGGCUGGGUCAGGCGCUUCAUCGAGUGCCAAGGUCAGGUGGCGCUCACCAACGUCCUCAUGAAACUCAAUCGCCGGGCCGGCCUGGGCCCGGCGCCAGACUCGGGCAAGGGGGAUAAGAACCUGGACCGCGAGUACGACAUCAUCAAGUGUUUGAAGGCCUUGAUGAACAACAAGUUCGGCGCGGACGAUGCCCUGGCCCAUCAGCAGGUCCUUGUAGCCUUGGCCACGUCUCUUAUCUCGCCCCGACUCACGACGAGGAAGCUGGUCAGCGAAGUCUUGACCUUCCUCUGCCACUGGGACGAUGGCAAGGGUCACCUGAAGGUGAUCGAAGCCAUGGAUGUCGUCAAGAAUCAGCAGGGCGAGAACGGCCGCUUCGACGCUUGGAUGCGCCUUGUCGAGGUUACCAUCGAUGGCCGUGGGAAGAUGGGCAGCCUUGUGGGCGCAAGCGAGGAAAUGCGCAGCGGUGGCAUCGGCAUGGAGAACCUGUUGAUGGAGUAUGCCGUGGCGACGCUCAUCUUGGUCAACAUGUUGAUUGAUGCUGCCGAGAAGGACCUCCAGAUGCGCGUGCACAUCAGGGCGCAGUUUACAGCGUGCGGUAUCAAGCGCAUGCUGAACAAGAUGGAGGCCUUCCAGUAUGAACUCAUUGACAAGCAGAUCGAGCGGUUCCGGACCAACGAGGCCAUCGACUACGAGGAUAUGCUCGAGCGGGAGAACAGCAGCAUCAAGGACAGCGUGGAAGGCGAGGUCAGGGACCUCAACGAUCCGGUCCAGAUCGUAGAUGCGAUCCAGCAACGGCUAAAGGGCACCAAGACCCAGGACUACUUCGUCUCCGCUCUGCAGCAUCUGCUCUUGAUCAGAGACAACGACAGCGAGGAGCGCCUGCGCAUGUUCCAGCUGGUCGACUCGAUGUUGAGCUACGUGGCCAUGGACCGCCGUUUGCCCGACAUGGAUCUCAAGCAGAGCCUCAACUUCACCGUGCAGAGCUUACUCGACAAGCUGCACACCGACUCGGAAGCUCGUCAGGCGUUUGAGGAAGCUACCGAGACGCGGCGGAUUGCCGAGGCGGCAAUGGCGGAAAGGGAUGAGCUCCGGGAGAAGAUGGCUCUGGGUGCUGACGGGUUGGUUGCCAAACUGCAAAAGCAGAUCGAUGAGCAGACGAGGUUUAUAGACGCGCAGAGGAGACAGGUUGAAGGCCUGAAGUCGGAGCUGGAGAGCCUGCAGACGCUCAGGGCAAAGGAGGCGCAGCGGUACGAGCUCGAGACGCGCGAGCUCUAUCUCAUGCUCCGCGACGCACAGGAUGUGGCGGCCUCUAAUGCUGCGAAGGGGACCAAGUUGGGUGACGAGGACCCUGUCCGUAUGCAGGGGAUCCUCGAUCGAGAAAAGCUCAUGGAGCGCCUCCAAAUGCAACUCGAACGGCAGAAAACCGUGUACAAGCUCGAAGGCAAAGUCUGGGGCGAGGCGAUUGGGCCUUCGGACAGGCUCCGCGCGCUGCGGGAGGAAAUGGACGGCUAUGGGGAUUCAGGCCCCGGCGCCGGCGGUCCGCCCAGGGACUUCACCAAUACCAUGCUUGGAAGCGUCAAGAGGUCAACCCGCGUCCCGAGAAAGCCUGUCAGCUCCCGUGAAAAGCCAGCGGAGGGCGCCUUGGAGGAAGAGGCCGAGGAUGCAGCCGAAGAUGAGGAAGGGGUCAUCUACGAAAGGCCUCGGCUGGUCGAAAUCAAGCGGCCCGUCUUGGAUCCUAAGCAGGCUGCAGGCAUGUUCAACGAGCUCCAAGACAAGGUUAAGAAAUACGAUGCCAGCGAUUCGGAGGAGGGCGAUGGCGUUACCACCGGGCCAUCUCACCCGAGUCUGGAGUCGCAGCCUCCUCUCACGCCAAGCGACAACGAGCCUCCCAAAAUCCAGGUCACCGACACCACUCCGUCUGCCUCAGGCGGGGCGCCACCGCCGCCUCCGCCGCCGCCGCCGCCUCCCCCAUUACCAGGCCAGAUCCCGGGGGCGCCUCCGCCGGCACCCGGAUUGGCAGGGGGGCCACCUCCUCCCCCACCGCCCCCUCUACCCGGCAAACUCCCUGGGGCGCCGCCUCCGGCCGGGGGAGCUCCACCGCCGCCUCCACCUCCGAUGCCGGGCAAGCUUCCUGGCGCACCUCCGCCAAUUGGCGGCGGACCACCGCCGCCGCCGCUGCCUCCCCAUUUGCCGGGAGCCAAAGGCAUGGCGCCGCCGCCGGCCCCCCCUUUACCUGGGCCGGGCGCAAUGUCAGGUCACUUCUUAUCCCGGCAGCAGGAACAUAUCACACCCACUCCGUCCCUCGGCUUAUCUGUUGUCCGGCCUAAGAAGAAGCUCAAGGCCCUCCACUGGGAGAAGGUCGAUUCCCCGCUUGCGACUCAUUGGGCUGCCCACACCCCGUCGGCAGAGGAGAGGGAAGAGAAGUAUCUGGAGCUCAGCCGAAAGGGUAUUCUUGACGAGGUCGAGAAGCUGUUCAUGGCAAAGGAGAUCAAACAGCUCGGUCAAGGGGCGACGAAGAAGGACGACAAGAAGCAGAUCAUCUCGAACGAUCUGCGGAAAGCCUUCGAAAUCGCUCUCUCCAAAUUCUCGCAGUACUCGGUUGAAAAGGUGGUGCAGAUGAUCAUCCACUGUGACAGCGAAGUGCUCGACAACCCGGUGGUUAUGGACUUCUUGCAGAAGGAGGACCUCUGCAAUAUCCCCGACAACAUUUCAAAGCAGCUGGCGCCGUAUAGCAAGGACUGGACGGGCCCGGCAGCCGACCAGGAGAACCGAGAGCAAGACCCCUCGGAGCUCACUCGACAGGAUCAGAUCUACCUGCACACUGCGUUUGAACUGCACCACUACUGGAAGAGCAGGAUGCGGGCUCUGUCGUUGACGCGGAGCUUCGAAGCCGACUAUGACGAGAUCACGGACAAGAUGCGCCAGGUAGUCAGUGUAUCCGAAUCUUUACGGGACUCGGUGUCUCUGAUGAACGUCCUCGGCCUCAUUUUGGAUAUUGGCAACUACAUGAACGACGCGAACAAGCAGGCGCGCGGCUUCAAGCUAUCUUCACUUGGCAGGUUGGCUAUGGUUAAAGACGACAAGAAUCAGUCGACGUUGGCCGAUCUCGUCGAACGCAUUGUCCGGAAUCAGUAUCCGGAGUGGGAGCAUUUCACGGACGACAUCUCGGGCGUGAUAACCGCGCAGAAGAUCAACAUCGAGCAGCUGCAGGCGGACGCGAAGAAGUACAUUGACAACGUCAACAGCGUGCAGAGGGCGCUCGACUCGGGCAGCCUGUCGGACGCCAAGAAAUUCCACCCGCAAGACCGCGUCGCCCAGAUCGUGGGGCGGUGCAUGAAAGACGCGCGGCGCAAGGCGGAGCAGAUGGAGGUCUACCUGGAGGAAAUGGUCCGCACGUACAACGACAUCAUGAUCUUCUACGGCGAGGACCCGACCGACGAGAACGCGCGGCGCGACUUCUUCGCCAAGUUGGCGUCGUUCAUUACCGAGUGGAAGAAGUCGCGCACGAAGAACCUCCAGAUGGAGGAGCAGCGGCGGAAGAACGAGGCGUCCAUGAAGCGCAAGAACGCGUUGAAGGCCGCGCAGGCCGCGACGGAGGGUAACCCGGCCUCCCCGACCAGCACGGGCGCCAUGGACAGCCUGCUGGAGAAGCUCCGCGCGGCGGCGCCGCAGGCCAGAGAUCAGCGCGACAGACGCAGACGGGCGCGUCUCAAGGACCGCCACCAAGUGCGCAUCGCAUCGGGCCAAAAGAUCCCCGACCUCACCCAGAUACCCUCGGUCGAGGCAGAGCUCCAAAACACUCAGAACCCUGGCCCAGAAGCCUCGGGCGCCGGCGGCGACGAGGACGGCAACAUCAAGACACCAGCCUCCGACCUCCUCAGCCCGACGAAAGACCAAGCCGGCGACGGCGGCUCCGGCGCAGCGGGAGACCCUGCGGCGGUCGCGGCGGCAGACGGCGGACGAGGAACGGAGAAUGAGACGGCGCCGACGCGAGCUCGCGCAGUCGAGCGCCAGCAAUGGCGACCCGAGCUUGAGCGGCGGCGAGGGCUCGACGGUCGGCGGGGACCCGAGCGCGGGGGAUGUGCCGCCGACGCCGGGCCCGGAUGAGAUGGCUGCAGCGGUGGCCGCGGCGGGGAUUGAGAUGGCUAUGCGCUCGCCGGUGGAAGGAACAAAUGCGGGUAGUUGAUGCGAAGGGUGGUUUGGUGUCCUGCUGUUUCCCUCCCCAAGGCCAUAAGGGGAAUGGGGGUUUGUUGAUGUGUAAACAAGAGGAGGAAGUAUACCCCAAGCAUAUACACUACGUAAUGUCUACUUGGGUUGUGUUUAUGCUG